UAUACAGCAGAUCCAUUUCUCUUCACUUUCCCGAAAAAGAAGAAAAAAAAAGCAAAGAAAAUCCUGUUUCCCGAUAAAAACCCCGUCCGUACAUGGUCUGGUCACGCGGAUCGGGUUGAUUGAGAUGCACACCGCGAGCAGGAGCAACGGCGGCGGCGGCGGCGUGCUGGCGUCGCGGACGAGUUCGCGGUCGGUGACGGAGACGGUGAACGGGUCGCACAAGUUCGUGAUAAAGGGAUACUCGCUGGCGAAGGGGAUCGGAGUCGGAAAACACAUCGCGAGCGAGACGUUCACGGUAGGAGGGUACCAGUGGGCGAUAUACUUCUACCCUGACGGCAAGAACCCAGAGGACAACUCCGCCUACGUCUCCGUCUUCAUCGCGCUCGCCUCCGAGGGCACCGACGUCCGCGCCCUGUUUGAGCUCACGCUGCUCGACCAGAGCGGGAAUGGGAAGCACAAGGUGCAUAGCCACUUCGAUCGCUCGCUCGAGAGCGGCCCCUACACUCUCAAAUACCGCGGCAGCAUGUGGGGGUAUAAGAGAUUUUUCAAACGGGCUCAACUCGAGGCGUCAACUUUCCUCAAGGAUGACUGCUUGAAGAUAAACUGCACUGUUGGUGUUGUGGUGUCUUCCAUUGAUUGUUCCAAGUUAAACACAAUACAGGUUCCCGAAUCCGAUAUUGGGGCACAUUUCGGGAUGCUGUUAGAGAAUGAGGAGGGAUCAGAUGUUACUUUCUCUGUCGGUGGAGAAAGGUUUCAUGCACAUAAGCUUGUUUUGGCUGCUCGAUCAACUGCAUUUGAAACCGAGUUUUUUAAUGGGAUGGAGGAGGAUGAUCAUGAUGUAGUUGUUACUGACAUGGAACCAAAAGUUUUCAAGGCUUUGCUUCAUUUUAUUUAUAGAGACACUCUAAUAGAUGAUGAAGAGCUCUUUAUGUCACGUUCAUCAUUCUUGCCUUCGGUAUCUGAAUCAUUUGCUGCAAAGUUGUUAGCUGCUGCAGAAAAGUAUGGUUUGCCAAGACUUAAACUGAUGUGCGAGUCUGUACUUUGCAAAGACAUCUCCAUAGAUUCUGUUGCCUAUAUUCUGGCUCUUGCUGAUCGUUAUCGUGCUACAGAAUUGAAGUCUGUCUGUCUACAAUUUUCUGCUGAAAACCUUGUCGCUGUGAUGCAAUCUGAUGGUUUUGAGUAUCUUAAGGAAAAUUGUCCCUUGCUGCAAUCAGAACUGCUAAAGACUGUGGCAGGAUGCGAGGAGGAAUUUAGUGGAGAAGGAAAGUGUCGAAGUGUGUGGGCCCAAUUUUCUGAUGGUGGUGACACCAAUGAUAGGAGUGUAAGACAACAAACCUGGGAAAAUGGUGUUGAAAGAAGUCAAAGCUUAUGGGUUCACCUUUCUGAUGGUGUUAACAACAAUGAUAGGAGUCCAGGGCAAGAAACCUGACAAGGUAAGGUACACCAUCAUUUGUCUGUUAGGCUUAAAUGGUAGAUUAAAAGCUACUGCAGGGAUAAGAUUAACCAAUUGUGCGGACUGGCAAAAGGUUAGAAAUGCAAACAAUGUAAAGAACGAAGGCUGAGAUACUGCCUCCAUUGUAAUAAUAUUAUGUCUUAUAAAUACUGUUUUUUCUUUGAUAAUAUGAUUACAAGGAUGCAGUGGUAGCAAUAAGUAAUUACAUUGAUCAUUGUAUGAAAGUUUGUUGAGAACAUUUUCAUUAAGAACUGGUCUUGUUUACUUGGCGGUUGUAUUUCAUGAAGAAAUUUGUUUUCGAGCUAUAAAAAUAGCCGUAUUUUCUGGUCU
This is a messenger RNA of Glycine soja, 1783 nucleotides long. RefSeq names its product BTB/POZ and MATH domain-containing protein 4-like. Lineage: Eukaryota; Viridiplantae; Streptophyta; Magnoliopsida; Fabales; Fabaceae. Bases 125 to 1429 code for a protein of 434 amino acids. Gene Ontology annotation, biological process: protein ubiquitination. The transcript has 4 exons. Gene Ontology annotation, molecular function: protein binding. The record is from RefSeq and is a predicted model, not a curated record.